UUCGAAUGGAAGGAACAACUUCGCCUUCAGACAUUCAUUUGAAGUUCGAGUUUAGUUUCUGGAUAAGCUUUAAUGAACGGAUUGGAUUUGAUCCGAACCAAUCCGGUUUUCUCUUUGAAUGGUUGACUCAUGAUGUUAAGGUUGUGAGAUGGCGAGAAAGCUAUGUUAAGGUUGUUCCAGAGGAGGAUAGUGGUGUCGAGGAACUUCCAAUGGCGGAGGACAUAUCUAUGGAGGGUGAGAGAGAGACAGAGAAACAGAUCAUAUAUCUCUCAAACAGAAAACCAAUUUAUCAGAAGAAGGAAGGGAAGGAUCCGAGGGAAAAAAACCAAUUUAUCAGAAGAAGGAAGGGAAGGAUCCGAGGGAAAAAAACCAGACAAUCGCCGGUUUCAUUAGCAGGCGGCGAGAAAAGAGCAAGAAACACGGGAAAGUAA
Raphanus sativus (radish) is the source of this 431-nucleotide messenger RNA. RefSeq lists its product as uncharacterized. The record is from RefSeq and is a predicted model, not a curated record. Bases 6 to 431 code for a protein of 141 amino acids. NCBI's taxonomy places the organism in Eukaryota, Viridiplantae, Streptophyta, Magnoliopsida, Brassicales, Brassicaceae. The transcript is spliced from 2 exons.